CCCCGCCGCCCUGAUCCUCAGCCCCGCCACCCCCGCGCCCACUUUCCCCAGCCAUGGGAAGCCGAGGAGAAAAAGUGGCCCCGGACGCCAGCGCCUGAGGACUGCGAGGGAGGAGGCGCCCGAAAAUGAAGACCUUGAUGCGCCAUGGGCUGGCUGUGUGUCUGGCGCUCACCACCAUGUGCACCAGCUUGUUGCUCAUGUACAGCGGCCUCGGCGGCGGCCAGAAGGAACACCCCCAGCGGCGGGAACAGGAGGCGGCAGCGCCGGGGGCCAGCGGCAAACCCGCAGCCCAGAGCGGCCGGCUCCUGGGGCUGGCGGGCAGCAACGGACGCCCGGGGCAGUCUCCGCAGCGCCCGGGGACUCCUCAAGGGGGGCGGCUGCUGGACGGAUACAUCAGCGUCUUGGAUCAUAAGUCCCUGAAGAUGCACUGCAGAGACUGCGCCCUGGUGACAAGCUCGGGUCACCUCCUGGGAAGCCGGCAGGGAGAGCGCAUAGACCAGACCGAGUGUGUGAUCCGCAUGAACGACGCGCCCACCCGCGGCUACGGCCGGGACGUGGGCAACAAGACUAGCCUUCGCGUCAUCGCCCAUUCCAGCAUCCAGAGGAUUCUCCACAAGAGGCAGGAACUCUUAAACAUGAGCCAGGGCACCGUGUUCAUCUUCUGGGGGCCCAGCAACUACAUGCGCAGGGAUGGCAAAGGGCUGGUCUACAACAACCUGCAGCUGAUGAAUCAGGUCCUCCCCAGACUAAAGGUCUUCAUGAUCACCAGGCACAAGAUGCUCCACUUCGACGAGCUCUUCAAACGGGAAACUGGCAAAGACAGGAAGAUCUCCAACACUUGGCUCAGCACUGGCUGGUUCACAAUGACGAUUGCCUUAGAGCUCUGUGACCGAAUAAAUGUCUAUGGCAUGGUGCCCCCCGAUUUCUGCAGGGACCCCAAACACCCUUCAGUACCUUAUCACUAUUACGAACCUUUGGGACCAGAUGAGUGCACGAUGUACCUCUCACACGAGCGAGGACGGAAGGGGAGCCAUCACCGGUUCAUCACGGAGAAGCGUGUCUUUGAGAACUGGGCCAGAGCCUUCAAUAUCCACUUUUUUCAGCCAGACUGGAAGCCGGACUCCCUUGCUAUCAAUCACCCUGAGAUCAAACCGGUGUUCUGAAGGAUGACUGCACAAGCUGUAAUUGCUAUCACCUAGAGUAUCAAGCUUCAGGGUCUUCAACGUCACCUUGGGGCCAGCCGAUGUGAAAGAGAGAGUUAGCAGGACCUGGAGAUGAAAAUUGCUCCAGUACUCCAGAGGUUACCACGGAUGGAUAUGUAUGAGAUGUGACUGUCAAGUAAUACAGCCCACUUUUUUCUUUUUUCGACCAAUUUACCAGAAUUUUAUCCAGCCAAACACUGUCUCCUCCAAGCCGGGCAGCUUGGGAUGCCAAUCAUGUAUCUCAAUGAUAUCAUCACUGUUAAAAAUGGUUUGGGUUUCUUCUUUUUCCUCAUCUUCAAAGACAGUUUAUGAGCCAUGAAAAAAAGGCCCUCGAUUGCUCGACAGUCACAUCUUGUAAGAGUGUUUUGCCUUUUGAAUUGUAUCUUAACCUAAUAUCUGACUUCUGCCAUCUUUCUGAACAGUGUGUGUAGGAUUUGUCAAAGGCAGCCUGGGCCAGUCUAGAUGUGGCUUUUAAAUAGCACAUUUCCACAGACUUUCAUAACGCAAAUCUACAGUUAUUUAGUUUUCAAGGGAUUUCUACUGACACUAGGCUAGUGUUGACUUGGGUUUUUCUACACUCUAGCUAUGUGGUUCUCUGCUUUUCAUAACCCUUUAUGUCUCCAAUGAAAAUUCAUGAUGGUUUGGGAAGGCUUCCCUUUACAGUGAUCCGUGGCUGUGUGUUUCUUUUCUUACUUUUUCAUUCCAUAAUUGCCAUUUGCAUGCAACCGAUAAUAGACUGGGAUCAUUUUCUUAAGCCGGGUUUCACUCCAGAACUUGUCUCUUCCCAGCAAGAAUAUCCUAUGAUGGGAUCCUAGAGCUAAAAAUCCCCACGGCAUGCAAACCUCCAACCAACAUGCUCUCUUUUCUCAGAGAAUUUCCACCAGGGAGGUGGGUUUCAUACCGGCUUCCCUCACUAAGAGUCGAGGGAGCCCUUUGCUCCCUGGCACUGCUACCGGCAGAUGGGAAGGCUCCUUUGGUGGUCCCCCUACUUCUGUGGCCUUCUGGGCUUCUCUACAACCUGAGCCUUCCUUUUCUUGACCAAUGACAGUUUCCUGCUCUAGCCUACCUUGGUUUCCCAGCUGCCCAUUGCUUCCUUUGAUGCCUUCCAAGCCAUAGAUCAAGUGCAUUUACUACCUUGGUGCUCAUAGCCUACACCAGCAAGAAACCAUCUCGUUCAGCCUGCCAGCAGCCUAAACAGUGUGUGGGAUGAGGGAGGGAACUUGGAGGGGCUCCCCAGCCAGAAUCAUUUGCUGAAAAGCUCCUUAGCUGGGUCAGUUGUUGACAAUCCACCCACAACCAAACUCACUUCCUGGUAAGGCUUUCCAGGCAUCAGAGGAUCUCCCAAAGAGAAAAAAAUGUCACCAGUAUCUCCACCCCAUACCCUUGAGGGUUUCUGUUUUAAAAGAGCUGAACCCAAAGGCUCUAGCAAACACCACGUCCAAAAUGUCCAGAAACCCCAGGACCUCGUGACUUGUCAGGAAAGUGGAUUUCAGCUACUCGUCUAUUCCUCUGCCCUUUCCCUCACAGAGAUGAAAAUUCAGUUCUUUUCUGGCAAUCACCGGGAGGGGUCUGUGCAGAUGCUAAAGCGAUUUGAUUCUCUCAUAGGGCAAACCAAGGUGAUCUCAUUGUGACUGUGGCU
Messenger RNA from Sarcophilus harrisii (Tasmanian devil), 2841 nucleotides. RefSeq names its product ST6 N-acetylgalactosaminide alpha-2,6-sialyltransferase 5 (gene ST6GALNAC5). Bases 126 to 1163 code for a protein of 345 amino acids. Gene Ontology annotation, biological process: ganglioside biosynthetic process; oligosaccharide metabolic process. Gene Ontology annotation, molecular function: alpha-N-acetylgalactosaminide alpha-2,6-sialyltransferase activity. NCBI's taxonomy places the organism in Eukaryota, Metazoa, Chordata, Mammalia, Dasyuromorphia, Dasyuridae. The record is from RefSeq and is a predicted model, not a curated record. The transcript is spliced from 5 exons.